AUCACAGUUUAAAAUUUUGAAUUUUUAACUGUUGUGUGUUGGUGGCUAAUUUAAAAUAUUUAUGAAAUAAAUGCUGUUUUCUUACGUUUAAACAUGUCGAGCAGAAUCGUUAACAAAAAGCAAAAGCUACUCUCGCGUAAAGAGGAAUUGCUAAAGGAACUGAACUACUACGAAAGGAGAAUUGAAGAUGCUCGCGCUGACGACAAGAUGCCUAGUUCCUAUGAAGACGAUAGUUCAGACUCUGAAAUAGAGUUCACCAUCAACAGCGGCACGUCAGUAACGGAGCUGAAGCUGCAGAGGUCUCAGCUGCUGACAUGUCUGCACGCCACGGAGGAGCUCACCGGCGUCACCGUCUUGCAGUCUGAGGUCAACAUUGUCCUCGAUGUGCCUGUUUUUGAAGGGGAGGCACCAAUCACUGAGGAUGGUCUGUGGCGCGAAGUGAUGGCAGAGUGCCGGAUUGACUUGGUCACUUUCUCCAUCAGCUUCUACACCCAUCAGCCCAGUGGGCAGUUCGCGCCGGUGUCGUACCGCGGUCUACGCGUGACGCCCACCAAGAUGGUGCACGAGAGAGAGCUGGCUCUCUCCGUCCUGCCCACACUCACCACUCCUAGUGAUGCUGUAGAAGUAUUGCGUAGCUACGCGCACGCGCAUCGCUCGCGGCGCUCGUCCCUGGCUCGUCUCGCGGAGAAGUACGCCGACUCGCUGUUCAUGGAGGCGUUGCCGGAAGGAUACGGCUACGUGCUGAAGUGCGCGAGCCUGCUGCGAGCGACGUGGACGCUGCAGAACAAGGGCUCACAGGUGGCACCUUUCUACCACAAGCUGACCUUCGACCUCGAAUAUAUGGACGAAGUCUACAUAAAAACAAUCAUGCAAGCCCACAAACAACUCUGCGACCCAGCGCUUGACACGGACGACAGAACAUUACUUCUUGCUGAAAUUAUUGACACCUGCCUUGAAGUGCGCAGGCAAAUGAGCCCGGACUCCGAUGCUGACAGCCAAAACUCCAAAACCAAUCAACAGCCUGAUGUAGAGAUUCAACAUUCAAAAAAAUCUUCCAACCAUGAAAUGGAUGCCCCAAUAAAGUCGUCAGAGAUAAUGGGCCCGCCUAAAUCUUUGCCAAAGAAGAAUAAAGCUAAGGGAAAAGAGAAUAUGGUAGCUAACGAGAGAAAGAGGGGAAGUGAUAUGGAUGGUGGAAACGAAGGAACAGUGAAAAAAGCUAAAACCGAUGCUAAAAAUACUAAUGUUAAUAAUAAAAUUGAUAAAAACAGUGCUAAUUCUAAAAAUAGUAACAAAAAAUCCAGUGUUAGUGAAAAUGUUAAUUCAAAAACCAGUUAUAGUGAAGAAGUUGCAGAAAAUGCAUAUUUCUCGAAAAGCGAACCCGAAAAAGUUGAUAAAGGUAAUAAAAAAAAUAAAAACUUGCCAAAAGUUGACAAUAAAUAUGAAAAUACUGAAGUUUUAAUAAAUACAGACGUGGAUAAAACUAAAGAUAAUGUACAAAGUAAAAGUAAGUCUUCUAGUACUAAAUCAUCCGAAAAUAAAGUAACUAGUACUAGAAACGAUAAAUAUAAUAAAGUUGUUGAAAAAGAAUUAAAAACAAAAGACAAACCAAAAAAAGCAAAUGCUAAAACAGAUGCAAAAUCAUCUGAAAAUAAAAUUCUCAGUGUGAAAAACGACAAAAAUAAUGAUAAUUUAAAAACCACUGAUAUAAAACAAGUUACCGAAAAAGAAUUAAAGACAAAAGGUGGUAAUUCAAAAACUGUUUCAUCCAAAAUGAUAUCUGUUGAAAAACAACUUACCAAUCCAAAAGAUAAAAAUAUUGACGAAGAAAAUGUUGAAAAAAUACUUUUGACUCAAAGUGUAAAUCCAAAUUUUAAAGCUGCUGUUACAAAAAACCUUAAAACUAAAGCUAUUGUACAUAAUACUGAACCCAAAACAAAAAAAUCCAAAAUGUCAGCAGUUGAAACAAAUAAAAAGGGGUAUACGAAUUCAGAAACUACUGUCACACAACCGAAACAUAACAGUGCGAUGGCUGAAUCGAAAAGUAAAGAAAAAAUGGUAACUAAAGGAGUGGUAGAAAGAAAUACCCAAAAAUCUGACAAACAAAAUCAAAAUAACGUUCAAAACCAAGUAGUAAAGACUAAUAAAGAGAAAAGUCAAAAUGGAAAUUUGGUAUCAACAAAAAAACAGCAAAAUAUUGAUAAUCAUGCUAAACAUAAUGAAAAAUCGGAACCUGUACAAGAUUUAGAAGCUAACACAAUUAAUAAGAAAAUUCAAAGCAAAGCAAGUUCAACUCAGUCUAAAAGUAGUAACACUAAAAAUGAUCCAGUUCAAAAAACAAGUAAUACUCAAACAUUAUCUGAGCGUUUUUCUUCUAAAAAUACAAUCGAAACACGUGAUAUUGAAGAAAAGUCUAAAAAAGCAAAUCUUUUAAAAGAUAACAAUAAAGUUGAUCCAAAAUUACAACAAAUCAACCAAAAAUUUAAUAAAAAUGACUUAAAAACCAAAUUAAAUGAUAAAGGUAAAGAAUUACGUAAAAACGAAAAUAGAGACCAAAUCGUACCCAAAAAUACUGGAAUAAAUAAAAUUGUUGAAAAGCAAACCAACACAAAAAUUGAUAAAAAUGUUCCGAAAACUAUUUUAAAUAAUAAACUUACACAAAUCAAUCAGAAACUGAGGAAAUCACUUGGACUAAAGAAAGUUGCCACUAAAAAUAACACAAAAGCUGAAGCUAUGGAAAAUAAGCUAAAAUCCAAAAUACCACAGACAAGGUUACCCAUUGCCAAAACCAUAAUGAGGAACCCCUUGAGGAUAAGUCCGAGAAAACGUCUGUUCAAAUUAUCUUCAACUCAAGAUAGCUCCAAGAGUUCUACCAAGAGUAAUAUACCGAGAUUACUCCAAAAACCAACAGCGAAACCGAAAUGAAUCUACAGCCUUUCCAACAUUAAGAUAUCAAAAAUUUAAUGUUGUAUGUUUUAACUUUUGUGGGUAGAUCCUAUGUCAAAUGUGUUUUUUAUUUUACUAUAGUUUUUUGUUGUGUUAAGAGUUAAGUUAUAAAUGUUAUGUGCUCUAUAGAGGAUGCCCGCGGAUUCGCCCGCGUGGAUUUCGGCUCUUUUAAAUCCUGUAAGAUCUCUUUGAUUUUCCGGGAUCUAAAGUAGCCUAUGUCCUUCCCCGGGAUGUAUUCCAAGUCGUACCAAAUUUCAUUCAAAUCUGUUUAGGGGUUGGGCCGUGAAAACGUAGCAGACAGACAAACAGACACACUUUCGCAUUUAUAAUAUUAGUAUGGAUUACGGUCUGCGCAGACGACGAACUUUUGUCCGUGAAGGACAAAGAUGGAUCACUAAAGAAACAAAUUAUCGGACGUGGCUAACGGACGCGACUGAUCAUUUUACAAAUAAAACAAUUUCUGACCAUCAAAAGGUGCACAAUAGUACCUGUUUUGAAUAAAUGAUUUUGAGUUUUUUUUUGAGUUUCAUCUCAUAGUUGGGUGUUUGUGCACCCAUUCGUAAUCGUUUUCAUAUUGUCAUAGGCACGUACGCUUGUGCACAAAUUUGGUUCGUAUAUAAUAUACGGAUCCAUCAAAAUACGAAUCAAAUGAGUGCACAAGUAUGUACGUUUUGUAUGACGGCCACUUCCAAUCGUAUUUUUAAGAAAACGAAUACGAAUGAGUGCACAAACGCCCUUCAAAAAUAUAGUAGAAGAAGACUAAGGGUUUUUAUCCUCUGCGGACAAUAGUCCCUCUAGGCCCUAGGCCCUUAGUUUUAAGUUUUUUUUAAAUUCUUGACAAUAAUUGAUGAAAUAAAUAAA
Maniola jurtina (meadow brown) is the source of this 3804-nucleotide messenger RNA. RefSeq names its product myb-like protein D. The coding region runs from base 94 to 2922 and encodes 942 amino acids. The record is from RefSeq and is a predicted model, not a curated record. The transcript has 8 exons. NCBI's taxonomy places the organism in Eukaryota, Metazoa, Arthropoda, Insecta, Lepidoptera, Nymphalidae.